GAGGGGGAGAGCGCAUGUCUCAUCUGGCUGUGUAGCCACUAGACUCUGCUGCCACCACCAGCACCAGCAGCAACAGCAGCACCUCCACCAUCUUGCAUGUGCACCAUUUGCAGCCGGACAGAACCUCUCCCUGGGCAAGGGAGACUGCGGGAAAUUUUCUCGGUAUGGGCUGGUGCUGAAACCGGGACCAUAGCCUCUUUCUUUUCGUCAAGCAGCGCUAGGAUCAGCCUCCAUGCCUCUAAACAACGUUUGAUAACAAAAGAACGAGAAACAAGAUGAGGGUUACUGGCAAACAGAUUGUCUUGCUAUUUUCUGGGUUUUGGGGACUAGCAAUUGGAGCGUUCCCCGGCAGCGUGCAGAUAGGGGGUCUUUUCAUCAGAAAUACAGACCAGGAAUACACUGCAUUUCGAUUAGCGAUUUUUCUGCACAACACCAGUCCCAAUGUGUCCGAAGCACCUUUUACUUUGGUACCUCAUGUGGACAACAUUGAAACCGCGAACAGCUUCGCUGUAACGAAUGCCUUUUGUUCACAAUAUUCCAGAGGAGUUUUUGCUAUUUUUGGACUGUAUGACAAGCGAUCUGUAUAUACACUGACCUCAUUCUGCAGUGCACUGCACAUCUCCCUCAUCACCCCAAGUUUUCCCACUGAAGGGGAAACCCAGUUUGUGCUUCAGCUCAGACCCUCUUUACGAGGAGCACUGAUAAGUUUGUUGGACCAUUAUGAAUGGAACCGCUUUGUCUUCCUAUAUGACACAGACAGAGGAUACUCCAUACUUCAAGCAGUUAUGGAAAAAGCAGGACAAAAUGGCUGGCAAGUGAGUGCCAUAUGUGUGGAGAAUUUCAAUGAUGCUAGCUACAGACGUCUUUUAGAAGAUCUGGAUCGCAGACAAGAAAAGAAAUUUGUUAUAGACUGUGAAGUGGAGAGACUUCAGAAUAUCUUGGAACAGAUCGUGAGCGUAGGAAAACAUGUUAAAGGCUACCAUUACAUCAUUGCAAAUUUGGGCUUCAAAGAUAUUUCUUUGGAGAGAUUUAUGCAUGGAGGAGCUAAUGUAACAGGAUUCCAGUUAGUGGAUUUUAAUACCCCAAUGGUUAGUAAACUAAUGCAGCGCUGGAAAAAACUGGACCAAAGAGAGUACCCUGGAUCUGAAAGUCCUCCAAAGUAUACUUCGGCAUUAACAUACGAUGGCGUGCUUGUUAUGGCCGAAGCUUUUCGUAACCUGAGACGGCAGAAGAUAGAUAUCACACGGAAGGGUAAUGCUGGCGACUGUCUUGCAAAUCCUGCUGCACCGUGGGGUCAAGGAAUAGAUAUGGAAAGAACACUUAAGCAGGUUCGAAUACAAGGACUAACAGGAAAUGUCCAGUUUGACCACUAUGGUCGCCGUGUGAACUAUACCAUGGAUGUCUACGAACUGAAAAGCACAGGUCCCAGAAAGAUUGGCUAUUGGAAUGACAUUGAUAAAUUAGUGCUAAUCCAAAAUGAGCUAUUCCACGGAAAUGAUACAUCUGGAAUGCAGAACAGAACUGUGAUAGUAACUACAAUUAUGGAAGCCCCGUAUGUCAUGUACAAGAAAAAUCACGAGCAGUUUGAAGGGAAUGACAAGUACGAAGGUUACUGUGUAGAUCUGGCAGCAGAGAUCGCAAAUCACAUUGGCAUCAAAUACAAGAUUGCCAUUGUUCCUGAUGGGAAGUACGGAGCAAGGGACUCUGAAACAAAAAUCUGGAAUGGGAUGGUUGGAGAGCUUGUUUAUGGGAAAGCCGAGAUUGCUGUAGCACCACUGACGAUUACAUUAGUUCGCGAGGAGGUUAUUGAUUUUUCAAAGCCGUUCAUGAGCCUGGGCAUUUCAAUAAUGAUCAAGAAGCCACAGAAGUCAAAGCCUGGAGUAUUUUCCUUCCUUGAUCCCCUUGCAUAUGAGAUAUGGAUGUGCAUUGUCUUUGCUUACAUUGGCGUCAGUGUGGUCCUGUUCCUGGUUAGUAGGUUCAGUCCCUACGAGUGGCAUACAGAAGAACCUGAAGAUGGCAAAGAUGGCCCACCAAGCGACCAACCUCCAAAUGAAUUUGGCAUAUUUAAUAGCCUAUGGUUCUCCUUAGGUGCCUUUAUGCAGCAAGGAUGUGAUAUCUCACCAAGAUCACUAUCAGGUCGGAUUGUAGGAGGCGUCUGGUGGUUCUUCACGCUCAUCAUCAUCUCAUCCUAUACUGCUAACCUCGCUGCCUUCUUGACUGUUGAACGAAUGGUCUCACCAAUUGAAAGUGCUGAAGAUCUUGCAAAACAAACUGAAAUUGCCUAUGGAACCCUUGACUCAGGAUCAACCAAAGAAUUCUUUAAAAGAUCAAAAAUUGCAGUAUAUGAAAAAAUGUGGACAUAUAUGAGAUCUGCAGAACCUUCUGUUUUCACCAAGACUACAGCUGAAGGAGUAGCCCGUGUUCGCAAAUCCAAGGGGAAAUUUGCUUUUCUUCUAGAGUCAACCAUGAAUGAGUACAUCGAACAAAGGAAGCCUUGUGACACCAUGAAAGUGGGAGGAAACCUGGAUUCAAAAGGCUACGGCGUUGCAACACCCAAGGGUUCACAAUUAAGAAAUGCUGUUAACCUCGCAGUUUUAAAACUGAAUGAACAAGGCCUCUUGGACAAAUUGAAAAACAAAUGGUGGUACGACAAAGGAGAAUGUGGCAGCGGGGGAGGUGACUCCAAGGACAAGACGAGUGCCCUGAGUCUCAGUAACGUCGCUGGUGUCUUCUACAUUCUGGUUGGCGGCCUUGGCUUGGCUAUGCUGGUGGCUUUGAUAGAGUUCUGUUACAAAUCCAGGGCAGAGGCGAAAAGAAUGAAGGUGGAGAAGAGUGCACAGAAUUUUAAUCCAACUUCCUCGCAGAAUACCCAGAAUUUAGCAACAUAUAGAGAAGCUGACCUUUUCCGAAGCCAUGAGAAACAAAGCCAGAUUAUCCAUAACAGGGAGUGUUGGAGAAAAUGGGAGAGUCCUAACUCCCGACUGCCCGAAGGCUGUGCACACUGGAACCAUUAUUAGACAAACUUCAGGAUCAGCUGUAAUUGCAACGGACCUACCAUAAAAACCAAAAAACAUAACUGAGUGCCUUAAUUAAAAAAUGACAUUGGUGACUGAUGGAGAUACACAGCACAUACUGUGAUGACAUCUUUGGUAGGGUCCAGGGGGAAGAACUGACUAAUCUACCUUGGGAGAAGGAGACUUGAAAGCAGCAGGCAUCAGCAGUAGCAAGAAUGCGUGCAUGAGCUCCACUCCGAAGCCCUAACUCAGAUUUUAUAUCAGGAAGCUUCUACUACUGGUUAUGUGGGUGGGGGAGGGGUGCACAAAUUCAACAAGGGUACUUCAGCUAGUAAUGAGUAUUACUUUGCCAAUUUUGCGCAUUAAACUGUGAUGAACAAUGCUCACUAAAGACAAUACUUGGCUUACAUCAUGUCAAGCUAAAUAUGGAAUUAGAGCUGAUGAACAUGGUACUGUAAACCUGUGUCUCAAGAUAUUCAUAAAUGGGAAAAUAUAUAUCCCAUUAUGCUGGGAAUAUUCCUAAACUGUGAUGAGGAAAUCGUAAAUAUGUAAAUCCUGUGCAGAGAUAAAUAUACAAGAAAUUAUUUACAUUUCUCUAACAAGAAAGGAAACUGAAACAUGCUUGCUUUUUAACUGAUGUAAAUAAUUCAGUAGCAGAUAACCCAGUUAUGUUUUCUAACCAUCUUAGGGAACGAUUCAUUGCAAUAAUGGAUUAAAACAAUGCCAUCACUGUAAUAAAAAAUGGAGACUUUUUUAUAAAGAAUGGUUGGCCAUCAUGUGGUUUACUGUUUUACCGCUCUGUUGCAUCCAUUCAGUGUUCUACACAUUGCAUCUGUCUAACCACAAAGUAAAAAGAAAUAAACAGAAAAAGUAGUUGGAAUACAGCACCAGUCUGCAACGUAGAGUCCAAACUGAGUACGGGUCAAUCAUGUUACAACUAUUAUUUAUAAUCUCAUUAUAUGUAAUAAACUGUGGUUUUUGUACCCACCGAGAAGAAAUAAAGCAGAGAUUCUUAUAUAA
Messenger RNA from Protopterus annectens (West African lungfish), 4034 nucleotides. RefSeq names its product glutamate ionotropic receptor AMPA type subunit 4 (gene GRIA4). The transcript is spliced from 16 exons. The coding region runs from base 276 to 3017 and encodes 913 amino acids. The record is from RefSeq and is a predicted model, not a curated record. Gene Ontology annotation, molecular function: AMPA glutamate receptor activity; transmitter-gated monoatomic ion channel activity involved in regulation of postsynaptic membrane potential. Lineage: Eukaryota; Metazoa; Chordata; Ceratodontiformes; Protopteridae. Gene Ontology annotation, biological process: monoatomic ion transport; synaptic transmission, glutamatergic; modulation of chemical synaptic transmission. Gene Ontology annotation, cellular component: AMPA glutamate receptor complex; plasma membrane; postsynaptic membrane.